Messenger RNA from Peronospora belbahrii, 1227 nucleotides. Lineage: Eukaryota; Oomycota; Peronosporomycetes; Peronosporales; Peronosporaceae. The record is from the annotation of a GenBank genome assembly.
AUGGUAGAUACGGAGCUUCAGUGCAUUUUGCACAUUCCAGACCAGAAGGAAAAGACUGCAGCGUAUAAGACAUUGCUGGAAAAGAACUUACAUGAUGUAAAUAACCUCAAGACUAUCAUAACGCAUUUACUGGAAGAAAAUGUAUUACUGGUGAUUUCACGUGCUGUGGUCACCCACUUGGCAUCAAUGGUUGCAAGUAUCGACGUAGACGUGCACCCUUGGAAGCUCGAGUUUAUCUGCUUUUGCUUGGCUAAGAUAAAGCCUCGUAUUCUGUCAUUUGAAGAGCCUGAUGUCUUAUUUCGUGAAUCACUGGCAGCCAUGUACAUGGAAGAAGAAGAAUAUAUUGAAGCGGCCAAAGCCUUAGCUGCCAUCAAUCUUGAAAGCUCUACACGUCAGUAUACGGACGUGGAGAAGGCUGAAAAGUAUGUUAAAAUUGCCGAACUUUAUCUGCAAGAGGAUGAGACAGUGGAUGCAGAAAACUUUAUCAAUCGCGCGUCGCGUUUUAUCCACAAUGUUGAGAAUUGGGCGCUUAAACUACGCUUUCAAGUCUCGUAUGCCCGGAUUCUCGACUCAAAGCGCAAGUUUUUGGACGCUGCGCUACGUUACUACGAGUUUUCGCAGUCCAAGCCUGACGAAGUUGACCCGGAUGACUUGGUGGAAUUACUGAGCAAAGCUGUUACGUGUGCCAUCUUGGCUUCCGCUGGUCCACAGCGAUCGCGUCUUCUCGGUACACUCUAUAAGGACGAACGGGUGAAAAACAGCGAGCACGUGGCAAUUCUGGAGAAAAUGUACAUGGAGCAAUUGAUUCGUUGCCCAGAACUCGUGCAGUUUGAAAAAAGUCUGCUACCUCACCAGAAGGCGGUGCUAUCUAACGGUUUCACAGUGCUGGAGAAUGCCUUUCUCGAGCACAAUCUGCUUGCUGCCAGUCGAGUUUACAGCAGCAUUUCACUUGAAGAGUUGGGCAAACUUUUGGAGAUUGAACCGAUCAAUGCUGAACGUGUUGCAGCUACAAUGAUUGGCGAAGACCGCAUGAAGGGUAGUAUUGACCAGCAUCUGGGCUUCCUUGAGUUUGCAAACACGGAAGACGAGGCUUUAGCUGCGUUUGAUACCCGAAUCAGCUCCGUUUGCUUCAAUGUCAACCAAUGCGCCGAACAGAUCGAGCAGCAGUACCCAAAGCUCCUGCUGGCUACUACUGCAGCAACGUUGGCGCCCCGUGAAGCUGUCUAG